CAAGCGCAAAUAUUCAUUAACGCAAUUUGGACAAAACAACAACUGAGAACACAACCGGAAAAAACUUCAUCGUAUUACAGGCAUAUACCAUAGUCCAUACAUAGAUAGAAAGAAUUACCCACACAUCCACGAAAAACGGUGCGUUACACUGUCGGUGUCAGAAGCUCUGAAACACACACAAAGUGCAAAUAAACGAUAAAUGGAAACUUUGCAAUAGCCAAAGUGCGGAUCGUGAUGUUUGAUUCGUAAAGCGACACCCCAUCACAGCCCCACUUGCUUUUAUGCUCCGGCGGUGCAUCACCCUUAAUAGAUCGUCAGCGUCACCCAAUCAUUACGACGUUCCAGUGUUUGAAACUUGUUUCUCCCGGAAAGAUCUCAUCUUGGGGAAGAUUUUCUAUGUUCUGCAUUGUUAGUUUGGUUAAUCCCUAUGAAUUGGUCUGUGUCUGAAUUCUGGGACGUGCUUUGGAAUGGCUCUGUAUAGAACCAGUGGUGAAUUGUUGACCGAGAGAAGGGGCAUUAUCGAUGCAGUUUUCAAUUCUUUUGAAAAAAGCGAUCAUGGCUCUAGAGGUUUACGUCGAGGUCGAAGAUUUGGUCGGAUUACCAAACACAAGCUUUCACGCUGGAUGUUCCUUUUAACUGCACUCAUUUCAAUACUUCUAACAGUUUAUGGUUUGAAAAUGUUUUUUCAAGCUAAAAUGGAAUCCAAGUUCGCAACAAUACCCCUUAUUCUGCAAGAAGAACGUAACCAACAAGGAAAUAUUAUGGUAUCGGAUGAGGCAAAGACACCUAAAGAAAAUAUUGUGGUAUCUGAUCUUGGAAUGGUGCCUAAAGGGAAGCGCCGAAAGCAUUUUCCUUGUGAAGUUGGAUUUCUGGAAUCAGUAGAAAGCCUUGUUGAACCCCAAAGUUAUGUCAACUCCACAUGGUUUUCUCUAGAGUAUGUUGACCACGAAGAAAGAACAUCCAAAAAUCAUUUAUUUGAACCUCGAUUUGGAGGACAACAGACUCUAGAGGAAAGAGAAAAUUCAUUUUAUGCAAAAAAUCAGACACUUCAUUGUGGUUUUGUCAAAGGGCCACCAGGACAUCCAAGCACUGGAUUUGAUAUAAAUGAAAAAGAUAAGGCAUACAUGUACAAAUGUAAGGUUGCAGUUUCUUCAUGCAUUUUUGGAAGCUCUGAUUUCCUCCGAAGGCCUACAAGUAGACUGAUCAGUCAAUAUUCAAAGGACAAUGUUUGUUUUGUUAUGUUCUUGGAUGAUCAAACACUAUCCAAACUUUCAUCAGAAGGAAACAGUCCCGAUGAGACAGGUCACAUUGGCUUGUGGAAAAUUGUUGUUGUAAAAAACUUACCAUAUGAAGACAUGAGGAGAACUGGCAAGGUGCCAAAAUUUUUAUCACAUCGCCUCUUCCCAAAUUCUAGGUAUUCAAUUUGGCUUGACAGCAAGAUGCGACUCAACUCUGACCCUAUGCUGAUUAUUGAAUAUUUUUUGUGGCGAAAGAAGGCAGAAUAUGCCAUCUCAAAUCACUAUGAUCGCCACAAUGUUUGGGAGGAGGUACUCCAAAAUAAGCGCUUAAAUAAAUACAACCAUACAGCAAUUGAUGAACAGUUUAACUUUUACCUGUCCGAUGGCCUCCCCAAGGUUGACCCUUCAAAGUCAAAUGAUCCUCUUCCGAGUUAUGUUCCCGAGGGUUCCUUCAUAAUCAGGGCACAUACACCUAUGUCAAAUUUAUUUUCAUGUCUUUGGUUCAAUGAAGUUGAUCGAUUUACAUCUCGUGAUCAACUAAGCUUCGCUUAUACUUAUUUAAAACUCAGGAGAAUGAAUCCAGAGAGACCAUUUCAGCUAUAUAUGUUCAAGGAUUGUGAACGCAGAGCAUUAGUGAAGCUAUUCCGGCACAGGUCACUUCCAUCUCUACUAGAGACUGCUUGAUCAGUUCCAGAUCUUAAAGGUGCCUUUUGUUGCCGCAUGAUCAUGUACUGUUCAUUUUGAUUGUUUUGAGUGCCAUCCUAAGAAUAUGAUUCUAUUAUUCUUCAUAUGGUAUCACUAACUGUCUUAUUUGAUGAAUUAGUUCACUCUACUAAAUAAGACUUGCAGAAUUAUCUAAUCAAUUUUGUAAUGAGAGAAUUCAAGGCAUAUGAACAUGUAUGAUUGUAUCUGUUAGCUGAACUUUGGAACUUGAAGCAUCGGCUGAAAGAGGGCAAACCAGUAUUGAACAAGUUCAAAUUUUUUUGAGGGAAAAAAAAUCAUCUGAUGCUUGAUACAAUACAUUUGAGAAAUGGUUGAAAAUUAUGACGCUUUUUUCUUUUUACACCCUCUCAUGACCAGAGUGAAACUCAGAAUCUUUCAAUCUGUAGUCUUUAUUUUGAACCUUCCUACUCUGUACGCUCUUGAUCUUCUUUCUUACGGAAGCUUCCUCACAAGACAUGUGUAAUAUGUGAAGGGAUGCACACUACUCUAAGGGCACAGGUCAUUAUAUUUGACAUCCCUUCCAGCUUGACUAGCCUGACAAGACAUGUGAUGUGUUUUAAGCUGGAGCAAAGAGAGAGGCAAACUCAUUACUUGCUGCACAGUGGAUUCUUAUUCUUCUUGGAGCCACGGCUGAAGAGUGAUUGCAGGUGCAUUUUGUGGCCAAGGAUUUUACUCCAUUAUGGGGUUCAGUGGAAGUUGUUUAUGUGGGAAAGGCAAGUUGAUCAAGGUUUUUGUUAGUUCAGCUUCCUCCUGUUUAGUGUCUAGUGUGGGGGAUGAGGGUGAUUUUGCUAACAUGUAAGAAUACUUUCUUUUUUCUAUUUGUGUAAACAUGCAACAGGUUCUCCUUCCUCUCCCAGUCAUAAAUAGAGGUUAUUGGGUAGUAGUUGCUUGUCAUAAAAACUGUAAAUUGCCUUUCAUUUAGUAACAUUUUUGGUGAAAGAGAAAUCUUCUUUCUGUAAUGUGUCUUCAAAUCAAAAUAAAUAAAAUAAAGUUUAAGUGUUUUUAUGCCA
Vigna angularis (adzuki bean) is the source of this 2971-nucleotide messenger RNA. RefSeq names its product probable hexosyltransferase MUCI70. The transcript is spliced from 8 exons. The record is from RefSeq and is a predicted model, not a curated record. Bases 468 to 1922 code for a protein of 484 amino acids. Lineage: Eukaryota; Viridiplantae; Streptophyta; Magnoliopsida; Fabales; Fabaceae.